CCUCCCCUACGGCCCCACCUCCACCACUCGUCUCGCUCUCCGUUUGGCUUUUGCCAUCACCACUCUGCUUGCUCUCCCCCCGCCGAGCAGCGCUUCCCGUUGCAGGGUAGCCUCCGCGUUCCCGAGAGAAGAGGUCGAGGGAGCCUGCGCGGGGGGCUCGCGUCUGGAGCUGGCUACCCACCACCAGGGUCAGGGAGCGGCCUCGCCGCGCCCGCACGAGGCGGCGGAGCUGGCCGCCCUCGGGGGGACGGAGGAGUCGGAGGAGCAGCGCAACCGCUUCCUGGCGCUGCGCCUCUACGAGGCGCUCAACGCCCGCGACGCGCGCCGGGCGCAGGAGCUGCUCGCGCCCGACCUCGAGUGGUGGUUCCAUGGCCCCCCCGCGCGCCAGCACAUGAUGCGCCUCCUCACCGGCGCCGAGAAAGGCAGCGGCGGCUUCGUCUUCUCCCCGCGCUCCGUCGACGCCUUCGGGUCCACCGUCAUCGCCGAGGGCGCCGACGACGCGCGCCAGCUCUACUGGGUGCACGCCUGGACCGUGGGACCCGAUGGGGUGAUCACCCAGCUCAGGGAGUACUUCAACACCGACCUCACCGUCACCCUCCUCUCCGGCGCCGCCUCCGCCAAGAACGCGGCAAUUGCAGCCGCUCCUCCGAAGCAGGACGCCGCGUCUUCCUCCUCCUCCUCUUCCUCCUCCGCGCCCUCCGCGGGCGCCUCCUCCUCCACAGGCCCCAAGUGCCUGUGGCAGAGCCGCCGCGCCGACCGCGCGCACAAGUCGCUGCCGGGCCUCGUCCUCGCCAUCUGAUCCGCAUCAGAGACGGCAAGAGCGACCUGAUCCCCUCCAUAACUAAUCCAAUAAACCACCCGAAAUUACAUAGUAUUAGCGCAUAAAUAAUCUGCAACUGGUCUAGCCUUUUAUCAGGUAAUGAUCAAAGCCAAUCAGUCGUUGAAGGCGUAUGCGUAUGGUCUGAACUGAAACUGCUCCGAGUUGUGGGGUCCGUUACCAGUUGCAUUGCUUAGCGUGUGUGUUGGAUUAGUAGUGUGAUAAGUCCAAGUCAUGGACUAUGGUGUGUACUGCUGCCAUUACUACUACUGUGAUGGUCUAUUAUGGUCUGAUGAAAGUGAUGGUAUGUUGUGGUCGAAUGUAAGUUGCUUGAGUUGGAGGGUUAAGCAAUUGGCUAAUGUGCGUGUUCGGCAUUC
This is a messenger RNA of Panicum virgatum (switchgrass), 1194 nucleotides long. RefSeq names its product senescence associated gene 20-like. NCBI's taxonomy places the organism in Eukaryota, Viridiplantae, Streptophyta, Magnoliopsida, Poales, Poaceae. Bases 392 to 799 code for a protein of 135 amino acids. The record is from RefSeq and is a predicted model, not a curated record. The transcript has a single exon.